AUGUCUCCACCAUCCGGAAACCAAUCAGAAUCAGGUUUAGCUCGUUUAUUAGGUUCAGGGACUUCAGGGUUACUUGAACUACUCGUAUUUCACCCCGUUGAUACUGUAGCCAAACGGUUAAUGACAAACCCUACAAAAAUAUUUGUUACUGGUGCACCUUUAUCUCAAGGAUUUAGUAACCUCGACAAAGUUAUAUUUAAGGGCGAUUAUUCUUCUAGCAUUUUACGAAAAUAUACUUCAUUAUUUCCUGGUUUAGGGUAUGCUGGAGGAUAUAAGAUUCUUCAACGAAUUUACAAAUAUGGCGGGCAGCCUUAUGUAAAAGAUUAUCUUAAUAAGCAUCAUAGAGACCUUUUUUAUACAACUUUUGGCGAAAAAAGUGGUAAAACAAUAAUACAUGCAACAGCUGGAAGUAUAAUUGGUGUUGGCGAAGUAGCACUCCUUCCGUUAGAUGCUUUAAAAAUUAAACGUCAAACAAAUCCAGAAACUUUAAAGGGACGUAAUAUUUUUCAAAUUUUCUGGGAAGAACGUCAUCGCCUUUAUAGAGGUGGUCUUUGGACAGCAGCUCGUAAUGCACCUGGCAGCUUUGCAUUG
Messenger RNA from Racocetra persica, 591 nucleotides. The record is from the annotation of a GenBank genome assembly. NCBI's taxonomy places the organism in Eukaryota, Fungi, Glomeromycota, Glomeromycetes, Diversisporales, Gigasporaceae.